GUUUCCUUCCUCUCAUUUCCCUUCUGGGCUCUUUCUCAUCAUCAAGUGACUUGCACAUAUGCAACUUUUGCGCGUGCAACUGCUGAGCCUGGGAUGGGGGAGGGUGGCAGGCUGAUGCAGCUUGCAACUUCUACAAUAGUCCAUGUGACGGCUGUUUCCGUUAGUUCCUUCCGCAAGUUCUAAAUUAAUCUGAUGUUAAGAGAGAGCAAACAGCUCAUCUUAUUUAACUGAUUGAUUUCAGAUAUACUGAAAGACCCAAAGACAGGUGCUGAUGCAGAAUGACUUUCCUAAAGCUGAGCACUUUACUCCACGCGGAGGUGGGCUGUUGAAAUGGCAUUGAUAGUUCUGAACAUCUUCUUGUGUGUAGCUUUCCUAGACACAGGAUGGGAAAUCAAACCUCCAGCCUAUCAUCGUCUCUGCAAACUGGAAGAGAGAUCAGUGAAUUGCAAUGGGAAGAGUCUAAGCUCCAUCUUAGAAGAUCUGCCUCCUGGAACAGAGAAACUCUUCCUUGAUAGUAAUCACAUAGAGAUGCUAAAGAAUGAAUCUUUAGUGCAGUAUCAAAACCUGCAAAGUCUCAGCCUGUGUGACAAUGGGCUGGAGAUAAUUGAAGCAGGGGCCUUCCUUGGGACUAGGAGUCUUAGUCAUCUAUCUUUGACCAACAAUGUCCUUGCCAUGAACUAUUCUGUGACAGCAGCAGCUCUAAGGACUUUGUCUGCUCUUAGGAAGCUGGACCUCUCUGGAAACCUGCUCACUGAGGAUAUGGUGGAUACUAUGAUCCAGCACUUGCCAUCACUAGAAUCUUUGUCUCUAGCUGGGAAUGCCAUCAUGAGACUGGAUGACAGACAUUUCCAGAACCUGCCUAACCUGUGGCACCUGGAUUUACAGCAGAACUACAUUUUUGAGAUCGAGGCGGGUGCUUUUGAAGGGUUGCGAGGGCUGCAGCAGCUUAAUCUGGCCUACAACUAUAUCCCGUGCAUUGUGGGAUUUGACUUGAUCCAACUCCAGAUUUUAAAUGUCAGCAACAAUCACCUUGAGUGGUUCUUUGCUGCUGAGAAUGAUGCUGCCUUUGAACUAGAAACACUAGAUCUUUCCUACAACCAGCUCCUAUUCUUCCCAUUCUUACCAAGGCUAAAUAAACUGAAAACUUUGCUGCUAACACACAACAAAAUGAACUUCUAUGAAAAUCUUUAUAAUCGUUCUGAGAACUCAGUCCAACUGCUGUUUCUGGAUGGCAAUGUCACCAACAUCACCACCCAUGAACUUUGGGAGGAAAAAAGGCAUGGCAACCUCUCUUCUCUGACUUUUCUGGACAUUAGCUGGAACCAGUUCUGGUAUAUUCCAGACUGGUUUUUUGAAGGGAUGGUUUUGCUUGCACACAUUAACCUCAGCCACAACUGCUUAAAGACACUGAACCUGUGGGAGAAGGAAGGGAUGAAGAAUCUUAUUGACUUGGAUCUUAGCUAUAACCAGCUUUCAGAUCUACAGAUGAACUUGGAUCAAAGAGGUAGCUUAACCUGCCUUAGGAGUCUUAAUCUACGCAGUAAUAGAUUGCAUGGAUUGCCUACUAAAAUGUUUACCCACACAACAAAGAUCACUACAAUUGACCUCAGUAAUAACCCAAUAGAGAUUUGUAAUUCACAUGAUGCUGGAAAUCCCAACUGUGUAAAUAUUAGUAAUAUGCGCUCUUUGAGAAAUCUCUUCUUGGCUGGGUGUGAGUUGAGGGAACUGGUCAGGCAUGCCUUUAAGGGGACCUCCCUAGUACACUUAGAUCUAUCAAGCAAUCCCAAGGUGCUCCACAAUGGCUUAGGACCUCUGGAAGAUAUUGCAAAGUUCCUGCAGAUACUCUCUCUCCGGAAGACUGGCCUCUUUGCUCCAAGUGCAAAAAUAGAUUUUUCUGCUUUUCAGAAUUUGGUAGACUUGGAUCUAUCUGAAAACUCUCUUGACAUAUUUCCUGAAUCUUUAUCAGGUUUAAAGCUACACACUCUGGACCUUAGGCAAAAUCGUCUCCGUUUCCUACCUCAGCAUGCCAUGGAAAAGCAACUUGGGAAGAGUUUGCGUGUGAUCUACCUCAGCCAGAAUCUCUAUGACUGCUGCAAACUAGGGUGGAGGGAUACUCUCCACAGACUUGGACAUGUACACAUUGCAGACAUGAGUGAAGUUACUUGUAACUACUCCUCCAGGUUCUUCAGUGCAGUAAAUCUACCCGAAUCUGUUAUCCAAAACUGCAAGUGGCUAACGGCAGAUAUGGCUUUAGUAUAUCUGGUGCUAACUCUGCCUACCUUUUUGGCUCUACUGGUUGCCUUUGGCAUCAUCUUUCUUACUUUCAGAGAAAGACUUCUUCAAAUGGUAAAACGCAGGUAUAGAAGAUCUAGUUCAUAUUGAGCUGGCAAGAAGAAAUAAGAUAUUGAGCCUCAUGAACAGGUUUAACAGGAUGGGGGAAAGUACAAUAACUUGUUGGUGUUGCAGCCACAAAUGUGAUUCCAAAAUGUCACAAUAAUGUGACAAUAAGAAGCUGUCCAACUAGCAUAGAGAAUUAUCCUAAUGUAAUUGGAAAAGAUGAUGGUUAAUAAAAAUUAUGUGCAGAAGGAUGCUAGACAGUUGAUCCAGAUUAGGAAGAAAAGUCCACUCCUGGCAUGAAAGACAAAUGUGAAAAACUUAUUCCGAGAAUUCUUGUUCAAAAACAUGGAAUUCUUAAGCAAGCAAAUGCUGUUUUCUUCUUUUAAGGCUCAUUUCCCUUCCUCCAUAUCAAUAUGGUUUAAGCACUAAAUGGAAACAUUAAAAAGACAAUAGAAGUGGGAGGGUGGGCUUCUCUGAUUUUUCUGGGUUGCACAUAUUUUCAGUUGCUCACAUUUGAGGGGUGUCACCGUGUCAUUAGUUACUGCAUGGAUUUCUAACUUGAUAAGAUGAAGGAACAGUCAGAGUAUACUUUGUGUAUUUAAAAUAGGGAAUAAUGCAAUAUGGAGACACCAAAGGACAUGCAUAUUGGAAUAGGUUGCAAAGCUAAACGUAAAUGUUCAGGCUGAGUCAGAUAUGAAGGUGGCAACAUGAGCAUUCAGCAUUUUCAGGAUUGCACAGAAAGUAACAGGUGGAGAUGGGAGCAAAAUCUGGGCUCUACUCUUGCCUUAUUAUGUUGGACUUAAUUGAUUUCAAACAGAGCUAUGGUGUCUCUAAGUGUAAUAAAUUUACUUUAGUAUAA
Messenger RNA from Anolis carolinensis (green anole), 3196 nucleotides. RefSeq names its product negative regulator of reactive oxygen species (gene nrros). The record is from RefSeq and is a predicted model, not a curated record. The coding region runs from base 331 to 2382 and encodes 683 amino acids. Gene Ontology annotation, cellular component: extracellular matrix. Gene Ontology annotation, molecular function: protein binding. The transcript has 3 exons. NCBI's taxonomy places the organism in Eukaryota, Metazoa, Chordata, Lepidosauria, Squamata, Anolidae.